This is a messenger RNA of Thyridium curvatum, 8046 nucleotides long. RefSeq lists its product as uncharacterized. NCBI's taxonomy places the organism in Eukaryota, Fungi, Ascomycota, Sordariomycetes, Thyridiales, Thyridiaceae. Gene Ontology annotation, biological process: regulation of translation; cellular response to amino acid starvation. Bases 1 to 8046 code for a protein of 2681 amino acids. Gene Ontology annotation, molecular function: protein kinase regulator activity. Gene Ontology annotation, cellular component: cytosol. The record is from RefSeq and is a predicted model, not a curated record. The transcript has 4 exons.
AUGACUGAUGUGGUGGUCAACGGCGCCGGGACUGGCAGCAUUGACCUGGUCUCGGCCAAAGCUGCCCUGCUCUCCUCCUCUACCAAGACCAGAAUCUCGCAGCUCAGGGCCAUUGACGACAAGAUUGCUCAAGAUGUGAUCGAACCCGCAAGCCUGGCCGCUCUCCUACCGACCCUCUUUUGGACGCACGCCUUCUACCAGGACAGACCCUCGCGAAGCGCUGUUCAGGCGUGCUUCGUCUCUAUCUGCAAAAAGGGAGACAGCAGCCAUCUGGCCCCUCUCGUAUCCGCUCUACGCCAAGAAUCGCACAAGGCCAACAUUGCACCCAACAAUGCCUUCGUUCUUAUGGAAUGGUGCAGCGUGCUGAUGCAGGCACUGGCUGGCACCGCCCUGUGGGACAAGUUUGGCAAGGAUAUCGUGUUGAGCGACGCAGAGGCCCUCGAGAAGUGCCUACGGCCUCCUUCCCGGAGCGGACUGGCCCAUUCGGCACUCGUCGUCACUCGACGCGGCUUCAGAAAGCUCUUUGCGGCGAGCGCUAACUGCGAAAAGACCCUGCAGGAAGCCGUACAGAUCCUGACAGCCAAGGGAAACCAGCCGACGGCCAAGUAUGCUCCCCUACUUGGCGUCAUCGCCGGCGUCUCUUCACGCAACGACCAGGCACGGCCAGUCUUGCAGUCGGUCAAGGCCCAGUACUUUGCCUAUUUCACCCGCGAGAUUGUGGGGUCCAGGACGCCUAUCCCCGUACAUCUUGCCAGCGGCCUGCGCGACUUCUUCUCCGACUUUGUGACGGCUGAGGACCUCCAGGCCGAGAUCGUCCCCCAACUAGCAAAGGGCCUGCUGCGCGCACCGGAGAUCGUGCUAAACGACCUUGUCUCUCCUCUCAUUGACGCCCUGCCGAAGGAUAUAGAGCUAUCUCGGACCUUGAACGAGCAUCUGCUCAAGCCGCUGCUGUCCAAUGUUAAGUCUACCAAUGCUGUCAUCCGCAGUGGCGCCGUCUCAGUCUUUCGUAAGAUUGUCACCAGGUGCUCGGACCUUGGCUCGCUCGAGAAGGUCGUAGAUGAGAUCCUGGGGCCCCUGAAGACGGGCAAACUCGCUUCGGCAGAUCACAGGAUUCUGCACUGCGAGAUGCUUAUCGCUGUUCCCAAAUCGGAAGCCAGCGCCAACAAGAUCGUGACGGGCUUACCGCUCAUCACGGCCAAAGAGGGAAAUGAAGCCGCACUAGCGGCUGAGACCGCCGCUCUCAAUGAGAGUACAAAGAUACUACUCUUUGGCGCCGCAGAGCUCCCCAAGGCCGCCUUGGAUGCUUAUGCAAAGGGCCUCGCUGAGAAGAAAUUACCCCUGCGGAAGAUAUGGAUUUUGGCUGCAGGUGAGCAGCUGUUGCAGCUGCGCAAUGACACUGGCAGCCUGCCCGCCAAUGCCAUCAAAUUUGCCGAGGUCAUUUUGGCACCGCUCUUUGAGACGUACAACGAUGUGCUCGCUAAUCCAUUGACUGCCUCGCAAAAUGGACUAGCGACUGGUGCUUUUGUGAUCUGCGCCGUUGCUCCGUUCCUCUUUGAAGCUUCAACAAGCUCCUCGCUGAGCGCCAUGGCGAAAAAGUUCUCCAUGGCCAAGCAGUGCCUCUCUCUGGCACCCAAGCCCUCCUUUCUCCUGAAUCCUCGUAUCUACAGCAAACUCGUUACCGAGGACGAUCUGAGGUGGAAUUAUCGAGCCUUGGCUGCUGCUGUUGAUGGCCUGCCAGAAGAUGAGGAAUCCGACGUCGGGGUUGCCUGGGCCCAGGCUUUCAUCUACGUGAUCUGCGCUAGCGGCAUCAGCCAUCAGGUUCGGCGGGAGGCCUGCGAAGCCUUGUCUCUGGCCUAUAUCCGGAAGCCGCAGCAAGUGUCUGCCGUUAUCAUCCAUGGCAUCUGGCAAUGGCUGGAGUCCCUGGAAGCCGGUGAUAAGGACAGCGCUGCUGUGGCGGCAAAGUCAGAAAAUGCAAACCUGCACCUGGUGCUCAAGGCUAUCUUCCUGCCGACCAAAGAGUUUUCACAGAAACAUGGUAACGAGCCGGAUAAGCAAUUACUGGAACCUCAGCUGUGCUCGGUCGUCGUCCUGGCCCGCCCCGAACUCGUCCCUCGAUGCAGCUGGAUUGACCUAUGCCUACGCUUGGAGCUCGACCCCGGAAGUCUAGCGCACAAGUACGAAAAGGACUUGCUACAAGAGGUCGCAAACCGUACUGACCUCGACCAGAAGUCCGAGGCCAUCCGCAACGCUGCGUAUAAGGCGGUUGCCGAGCUUGCCUUUGUCGCGCCAGAUGUUAUGAUCCCGCGCAUUGUACAGCUCAUCCGCCAUGAUCUCGCAACCGCGCAGCUCCAGGAUAUCGGCCCCGUGGAGGCCGCCAUCUUCCGCACACCCGAAGGCACUGCCUUCAUCGAUGUGCUGGCCAAGAAAUCGAGCAACCUGCCGAGCAAGAACAGCAAGGACUAUGACACUCUCAAGUGGGAAGAGGAGCUCCGGGCGCAGCUCGCCCAGAAGAAGGGCCAACAAAAGAAGCUGACGGCGGACGAGACGGCCAAAGUCAAUGCUCAGCUUAAGAAGGAGGCCGAAAUCCGGCAGCGGGUGCGUGGUGUCGAGGCCUGCCUGCGGCGCGGCGUCGGCGUCAUCAGUAGCCUGGCCACCGGGCCGCCCACGGAAGCCAGCCAUUGGAUGGGGCCUGCUAUCAAGGCCUUGCUCGACAUCAUUGACGCGGGUGCCUGCUCUAUCACUGGCUCAAUUGCCCCCAUGGCGCUCUUGACGUGCUCCGACAAGAUCUCACCCCGACUCGGGACCAUGAGGCCGUUUGUUGGCGUUGCCAUUUUGCGGGCACACGAGGUGUCGGCGCUGCCAGACAAUCUGAAGGAGGAACCCUUUGAAGAUCUUGUUACACGGGUCCUCUACCGCCUACGCUUUGCGGGCGAGCAGCGGCCUUUCGAUCCCGUCUCUCUCAUUUACAUCAUCCCACUCGUUGUCUUGGUUCUGCAACACGGUGGCUUCGGCGCCAGCACAGACGACCGCGACGCACAGGUCGUCCUGGCCAUUGAAGUGCUCACCUUUCACACGGCCGUCUGCGCGGACGAGACCCUCCCGCGCGCCGAACUCUUCUCAGUUCUCAUCGCUUCCAUGCAGCAGCACAGCCAGCACUACAAGAUUCUCCGCGACUGCUUCUCGGAUAUGGUGCGGUGUGUUGCGCCCAAUAUGACGCCGGAAGAGAUUGCCGUUCUUGCACGCGGGGCCAUUGUGUCCCAGGCCUCAGUGCGAACGACCGUUCUGCAGUCCCUCAGCGCCGAGGUCGAUAUGACAGACCUAGAUUUCUCAGAAGAGAUUUGGCUUGCGUGCCACGACGACGAGGAAGAAAACGUCGAGCUUGGUCGAGAGAUCUGGGAUGAGAGCGAGUUCCAAGUCUCGGAACAGGUCCCCGCCCGUAUAAUACCCUACCUGGAGAGCAAGGAUGCCCAGCUCCGCAGGGCCGCAGCCCGCUCGCUCGCCGAGGCCGUGCAGCUUCACGCCUCGGCCAUGGACCCUGUCCUGCAGCAGCUCCGCUCCUCCUACGCCGAAUUUGCCAAGCCGCGCGUGCAGCAACUCGACGAAUUUGGCAUGCCCAAGAAGAUGGACUUGUCAGACCCCUGGGAGCCGAGGCACGGCAUUGCUUACGCGCUUAAGGAACUAGCACCGCACCUCGAGAAGGCGCAGCUUGCUGGUUUCUUUGACUUUCUGAUCGAACAGGGGCCCCUGGGAGACCGAGACGACCGAGUCCGGGGCGAGAUGCUCGACGCCGCCAACCGCGCCAUCGAGAUCCACGGGAAGUCCGUCCUCGAUCAGCUGAUGAAGACCUUCGAGAAGACCCUUGAGGCACCCGACAAGAACUCACAAACCGGUGACCGGGUCAACGAGGCCGUCAUCAUCAUGUACGGCGCCCUCGCCCGCCAUCUUAAGCCCGGCGACGCAAAGAUCCCCGUCGUUAUCGAGAGGCUCAUUGCCACGUUGGGGACGCCAUCCGAAACAGUGCAGUAUGCCGUCGCCGAGUGCCUGCCGCCGCUUGUUCGGACUUGUAAGGACAAGUCGUCCAAGUACUUUGACCAGAUCCUUGAGACACUUCUCACGUCCAAGAAGUACGCCGUUCAGCGCGGUGCCGCCUAUGGUCUGGCUGGCCUUGUGCUCGGUCGAGGCAUCUCGGUUCUGCGGGAGUACCGCAUCAUGACAAGUCUCAAAGGCGCCGUGGAGAACAAGAAGGAAUCGCACCAGCGCGAGGCGGCGUUGCUAGCUUACGAGCUUCUCUCCACUAUUCUCGGCCGGCUUUUCGAGCCGUAUGUGAUCCAGAUCGUGCCGCAGCUUCUUGCCGGCUUCGGUGACAGCAACGCCGACGUGCGUGAUGCGUCCCUGGCUGCGGCCAAGGCGUGCUUUGCCAGGCUCAGCUCCUUUGGUGUCAAGAAGAUCCUUCCUACGCUCCUUGACGGCCUGGACGACCAACAGUGGCGCAGCAAAAAGGGAGCCUGCGACUUGCUCGGCGCCAUGGCCUACUUGGAUCCACAACAGCUGGCGCAGAGCCUGCCCGAGAUCAUCCCACCCCUGACGGCUGUUCUCAACGACAGUCACAAAGAGGUCCGGUCUGCCGCCAAUAAGAGUCUCAAGAGGUUCGGUGAAGUCAUCAACAACCCGGAAAUCAAGAGCCUGGUCGACAUCCUCCUCAAGGCCCUCAGCGACCCCACCAAGUAUACCGACGAGGCGCUCGACUCCCUCAUCAAGGUUCAGUUCGUGCAUUAUCUCGACGCCCCGUCCCUAGCCCUCGUCAGCAGGAUCCUCCAGCGUGGUCUGGGCGACAGGUCCAAUACCAAGCGCAAGGCAGCGCAGGUUAUUGGCAGUCUGGCUCAUCUUACCGAGCGCAAAGACCUCAUUGCGCACCUGCCUGUGCUCGUCGCUGGGCUCAAACUGGCCGUCGUCGAUCCGGUGCCAACGACGCGUGCGACAGCAUCCCGUGCUCUCGGCUCUCUGGUCGAGAAGCUGGGCGAGGAUGCCCUACCCGACCUCAUCCCGGGGCUCAUGCAGACGCUCAAGUCGGACACUGGCGCCGGCGACCGCUUGGGCUCGGCCCAGGCGCUCAGCGAGGUUCUCGCCGGCCUCGGUACUACGCGCCUCGAGGAGACUCUACCGACCAUUCUCCAGAAUGUCGAGUCGUCGAAGUCGGCCGUGCGGGAGGGCUUCAUGUCGCUCUUCAUCUUCUUGCCGGUUUGUUUCGGCAACAGCUUUGCCAAUUAUCUGGGUCGCAUCAUUCCGCCUAUUCUGUCUGGCUUGGCAGACGAUAUUGAAUCUAUCCGUGAGACCGCGCUCCGCGCCGGUCGACUCCUCGUGAAGAACUUUGCUACACGUGCCGUCGAUCUGCUACUGCCCGAACUCGAGAGGGGCCUGGCUGACGACAGCUGGCGUAUCCGUCUCAGCUCAGUCGAGCUGGUUGGUGAUCUCUUGUUCAAUCUGACGGGCGUCAGCGCCCAGCAGGAGGAUGCCGCUGAAGAAGAAGAUGAACACGCCAAGGAGGCCAGCGUUUCUCUCCGCGAGGUGCUUGGCGACGAGAAGCGCAACAAGAUUCUCUCAGCCCUGUACAUUAGCCGUUGCGAUACUGCUGGCGCAGUACGUUCGGCGGCCAUCAGCGUCUGGAAGGUUCUCGUUUCCACCCCACGCACGCUCAAGGAGCUGGUGCCUACCCUCACGCAGCUUAUCAUUCGCCGCCUGGGCAGCUCGAACAUGGAGCACAAGGUCAUUGCCAGCAAUGCUCUGGGCGAGCUCAUCCGCAAAGCCGGCGACAACAUUCUGUCCACCUUGCUGCCGACGCUCGAGGAUGGCCUGCGGGCUUCGACAGACACCGACGCCAAGCAAGGUAUCUGCCUGGCGCUCAAGGAGCUCAUCUCAUCGGCGAGCCCUGAAGCUCUCGAGGACCACGAAAAGACGCUCAUCUCUGUUGUGCGCACUGCCCUCAUCGACUCGGACGAGGACGUCCGGGAGGCGGCUGCCGAGGCUUUCGAUUCCCUGCAGCAGAUUCUUGGCAAACGCGCUGUCGAUCAGGUCCUUCCGUACCUACUCAGCCUGCUGCGUUCCGACGAGGAUGCAGACAACGCCUUAUCGGCGCUGCUGACGCUGCUCACCGAGACAACGCGGUCCAAUAUCAUCCUCCCCAACCUCAUCCCCACCCUCAUCGCACCGCCCAUCUCCUCAUUCAACGCAAAGGCGCUCGCUUCCCUAUCACGCGUUGCUGGCCCGGCUAUGAAUCGGCGCCUGCCCAACAUUAUCAACUCGCUCAUGGACAACAUCAUCAACUGCAAGGACGACGGACUGCGCGAGGAGCUGGACGCCUCGUUCGACACUGUCAUCUUCUCUAUUGACGAGUACGAUGGUCUCAACACGGUCAUGAACGUCAUGCUCCAGCUCAUCAAGCACGAGGACCACCGCAAGCGAGCCGCCACCGCAUACCACUUCUCCCGGUUCUUUGCCGCGGCAGAUAUUGACUACUCGCGCUACAACCAAGACAUCAUCCGCGCCAUGCUCAUCUCAUUUGACGAUCGCGAUCCCCAGGUCGUCAAGUCAGCCUGGAGCGCCUUGAGCGAGUUCACCAAGAAGCUCAGGAAAGAGGAGAUGGAGGCUCUCGUUCCCUCUACGAGGCAGACUCUACUGCAGGUCGGUGUGGCCGGCGCCAACCUGCCUGGCUUCGAGCUGCCCAAGGGCAUCAACGCCAUCCUGCCCAUCUUCUUGCAAGGUCUCAUGAACGGAACGCCCGACCAAAGGGUGCAAGCUGCGCUUGCCAUCUCAGACAUUGUCGACAGGACGAGCGAGGCAUCACUCAAACCAUUCGUCACUCAGAUUACGGGCCCGCUCAUUCGUGUAGUGUCGGAGAGGUCGACGGAUGUCAAGUCAGCCAUUCUACUCACGCUCAACAACUUGCUGGAGAAGAUGCCAACAGCCCUCAAACCCUUCCUGCCCCAGCUGCAGCGUACCUUUGCCAAGUCUCUCGCCGACACCUCGAGCGAUCUCUUGCGCACGAGGGCCGCCAAGGCCCUCGGCACUCUCAUCAAGUUCACGCCCCGUGUCGACCCCCUAAUCGCGGAGCUCGUGACCGGCUCCAAGACAUCCGAUCCGGGCGUCAAGACGGCCAUGCUCAAGGCGCUCUUCGAGGUUAUCAGCAAGGCGGGCGCCAACAUGGGCGAUUCGUCUCGGGCCGCUGUCUUGGGCCUCAUCGACAUGGAGACAGACGAGCGCGACGAUACCAUGACGAUCACCAAUGCCAAGCUCCUAGGUGCCCUUGUCAAGAACGUGCCCGAGGAUGCCGCGAUCCCGCUAAUGAAGAACCGCGUCAUGACAACAAACUUCAGCCAUUCGUCCGUGCUGGGACUCAACGCAGUGCUUCUGGAGUCGCCCGAUGUUCUUUUGGGCAGCGCUCUGGCCGAGGACCUCCCCGCGCUCCUCUGCCAGGGCAUGACCAACAAGCUGCCGUUCAUUGCCGACAAUUUCAUACUUGCCACUGGCAAAUACCUUCUGUCCUCUCACCCCAAGUCGUAUGAGGACACCAAGGAGAUCUUCCAAACGCUGGCCAACAUCAUCCCCCCCGGCGGACCCACAGACUCGCGCCGCUUGGCCCUGGUGCUCGUCCGGACCAUCUCGCGUGUCAAUUCGGACAUGACCCGACCGCACAUUGCUAUCCUGGCACCUGCCAUCUUUGCCUCUGUGCGAGACGUGGUCAUCCCGGUCAAGCUGAGCGCCGAAGCCGCGUUCGUCUCCCUGUUCGCGGUUGCCGAUGAGGAGAGCAAGGUAUUUGACAAGUUCAUGAGUGGCCCCGGCGCAGAGCUCCCUCCCAACGUGAAGCGGAGCAUGGGCGACUACUUCAAGCGCGUGGCGCUGCGGCUGGGUGCGCAGGUGCGGGAGAGGAGAGAGGCCGAGGGCGGUGCGGGAGGCCUCGGAUUGGCGGGAGACGAGGUCGAGGACGAGAAGGAGAUUUGGAGCGUGGGCAAGAUGGAUGUUGGAGGGGACAUCUUUAGCAGCACCGAGUAG